CCACGAGGCGGGCUACUCAGAAGAGGAAUGUAAGCAGUACAAGGCCGUGGUUUACAGCAACACAAUCCAGUCCAUCAUCGCCAUCAUCAGAGCCAUGGGCCGCCUCAAGAUCGACUUUGGCGACGCCGCGAGAGCUGAUGAUGCACGGCAGCUGUUUGUGCUGGCCGGCUCGGCUGAGGAAGGCUUCAUGACAGCAGAGCUUGCUGGCGUCAUUAAACGUCUCUGGAAGGACGGAGGCGUUCAGGCCUGCUUCAGCCGCUCCCGCGAAUAUCAGCUCAACGACUCGGCAGCAUACUACUUGAACGAUCUGGACAGGAUAUCCCAGGCCACCUACAUCCCAACCCAGCAGGAUGUGCUGAGGACCCGAGUCAAAACCACAGGCAUUGUGGAGACACACUUCACGUUCAAGGACCUGCACUUCAAAAUGUUUGAUGUCGGCGGUCAGCGAUCUGAGAGGAAGAAGUGGAUCCACUGCUUCGAGGGUGUGACCGCCAUCAUCUUCUGCGUGGCCCUCAGCGACUACGACCUGGUACUGGCCGAGGACGAGGAGAUGAACCGAAUGCACGAGAGUAUGAAGCUGUUCGACAGCAUCUGCAACAACAAGUGGUUCACGGACACCUCCAUCAUCCUCUUCCUCAACAAGAAAGACCUGUUCGAGGAGAAGAUCAAGAAGAGUCCUCUCACCAUCUGCUACCCAGAGUAUGCAGGCUCCAACACGUAUGAGGAGGCCGCCGCCUACAUCCAGUGUCAGUUCGAGGACCUGAACAAGCGGAAGGACACCAAGGAGAUUUACACCCACUUCACCUGCGCCACAGACACCAAGAAUGUGCAGUUUGUCUUUGACGCCGUCACCGACGUGAUCAUCAAGAACAACCUGAAAGACUGUGGUCUCUUCUGAGGACAAUGACCACAAAGACGAUGGCCCGUUUUUUUCUAGGCGGUGGAGCCAGCUUACUGUGCAUCUUUGGUGGGGAAGAUGAGAAGAGUCGGGAGGAUCAGUCACGGACCAGUGCUGUACUAUAUGCCACUUUUAACAGCUUUAUUUAUGUUUUUGUCUUGGAACAUUUUGAACUAGCGUUGAAAUUUGUGUAGGAUGUUUGUAUCAUUGUAAAAGCGUCACAGCAAAUUUCGCACAUUUUUUAAAUUCCCUCUGUUUUUUGUUUUUGAUUUUUGUGGAGGUGGAGGCGAUCACAUCUUUUUUUUUUCUUUUUUUUUUUUGCUGUUUCUUCUGCCGCUGUCUCUGGAAAAGGAAACUUUGCUAUCGGUGGACAUUCUUCUUUUCUUCCUUACCUACAACCAAAAGGGAAGAAAAGAGGUUCAACUUUGAGUCCAGUUUGUUGGUACUUGUGCCUUCGCAUGCCUUUUACUGCGGUCGUAGUCCUAAUGCUUGUUCUGUUGCCUGCUGAAUUGUUCUGAACAUUAAGAGGUAAACUGUUUUCAUAUGUUAGUGUCCCUGCUAUCUUCUAUGUGCACACCACUGAGCUAUCAGGAGGAGGAGGAUUUCCCUCUGGUCUAAAAAAGGUACAUGGGUCGUCAUAGUGACCAACAUGUAGCCUCCACAGUCCACUAUCCCCACGCCCCCCCCCACCCGCUACGACAAUGACAGGCCUCGCUGGCCGACCACACAGUACAAUACUGAGAUGUAUAUUGUUACCCCACAAAUCUGGGGUUCGGGUUUUUAAACGGUGUAUAAAAUAUCCCUUCUUCCCAGCCAUUGAGAAAAUGGUUAGCGGAGCCGCUGAGCUUAUAAUACGCUCACGUGUUUUAAAGUACAAAGACCAGAGUUGGCACAUUUUACUGUAUAUUUUAAUGUAUUCAGAGGAGGUUAUGGAGUCUUUGGUAGUGAGGAGGGGGAAAAAAACUAAACCACAGAAAAGAUUGUUGUAAAGGUGAGGACGCAGUCAGACGCCGAAUCACGGAUCUCAUCCAGCUGCAGCGAGUAGAGGGCGGGGGGGGUUGCUGUUUGAGGAUCCGUGAAGAAGGCGCUGAUUAAUUAUGAGGUGACGGGAAUAAAGAAGGUCAAGGGAAAACUGGCCUGUGAUUUUUAGAUCAGCGCUACUUUGCCAAGAGGAAUGAUGGUUAUCACGGUCCUGGAUCUGUUCAUAUAAAGAAACUGCCACAACUGUCAUUGUAUGUGUAUGUUCUCCGCAGAAGGAGAAUCUUUGUAGACUCAUUUCCCUUAUUUUGCUAAUAAAAACCAAUUACAAACCA
Molecule: messenger RNA, 2211 nt
Organism: Paralichthys olivaceus (Japanese flounder)
Lineage: Eukaryota; Metazoa; Chordata; Actinopteri; Pleuronectiformes; Paralichthyidae
Source: RefSeq, a predicted model, not a curated record